UUAAAGGUAUAGAGUGUGAAAAGACUUUCACUGAUAGAACACAUCAGCCGACUCACAUGGGCAAGAAAGGAUUCAAAUGCAAGGAGUGUGGGAAGAUCUUCAGUCAGAGUGGAAACCUCAAUAUACAUCAACGGACUCACACAGGGGAAAAACCAUUUAAAUGCAUGGAGUGUGGAAAGAGCUUCAUUCAGAGUGGACACCUGAGAAGACAUCAACGGACUCACAUAGGGGAGAAACCAUUUAAAUGUAUAGAGUGUGGAAAGAGCUUUAGUGAUAAUGGAACCCUUAGAACACAUCAAUGGACUCACACAGGGGAGAAACCAUAUGAAUGUAUGGAGUGUGGGAAGAGCUUCAGUUACGAUGCAGGCCUUAGAUCACAUCAACGGACUCACACAGGGGAGAAACCAUAUGAAUGUAUGGAGUGUGGGAAGAGCUUCAGUUACCAUGCAGGCCUUAGAUCACAUCAACGGACUCACACAGGGGAGAAACCAUAUGAAUGUAUGGAGUGUGGGAAGAGCUUCAGUUACCAUGCAGGCCUUAGAUCACAUCAACGGACUCACACAGAGGAGAAACCAUGUGAAUGUAUGGAGUGUGGAAAGAGCUUUAGUGAUAAUGGAACCCUUAGAAGACAUCAACGGACUCACACAGGGGAGAAACCAUUUAAAUGUAUAGAGUGCGGAAGAAAAUUCAGUCAGAGUGGACACCUAAAUAUGCAUCAACUGACUCACACGGGUGAAAAACCUUUUAAAUGCAUGGAGUGCGGAAAGAGCUUUAGUGAUAAUGGAACCCUUAGAACACAUCAACGGACUCACACGGGGGAGAAACCAUAUGAAUGUAUGGAGUGCGGAAAGAGCUUUUGUUAUAAUGGAACCCUUAGAACACAUCAACGGACUCACACAGGGGAGAAACCAUAUGAAUGUAUGGAGUGCGGAAAGAGCUUCAGUUUCAAUGGAAGCCUUAGAAGACAUCAACGGACUCACACGGGGGAGAAACCAUAUGAAUGUAUGGAGUGCGGAAAGAGCUUUUGUUAUAAUGGAACCCUUAGAACACAUCAACGGACUCACACAGGGGAGAAACCAUAUGAAUGUAUGGCGUGCGGAAAGAGCUUUCGUGAUAACCGCAACCUUAGAAGACAUCAACAGACUCACACAGGGGAGAAACCAUGUAAAUGUAUGGAGUGUGGAAAGAGCUUUAGUGAUAAUGGAACCCUUAGAAGACAUCAACGGACUCACACAGGGGAAAAACCAUUUAAUUGCAUGGAGUGCGGAAGGAAAUUCAGUCAGAGUCGACACCUCAGCGUGCAUCAACUGACUCACACAGGGGAGAAACCAUAUGAAUGAUUUGUUCUCAGGAGCUAAGUUUUGUGCCUCACUGUGGUCCCAGUCAUAACUGUAGCCUUUGAAAGCUCAGUAAACUAUUACUGAAGAAGU
This is a messenger RNA of Podarcis raffonei (Aeolian wall lizard), 1430 nucleotides long. Its product is annotated as zinc finger protein 709-like. Gene Ontology annotation, biological process: central nervous system development; regulation of transcription by RNA polymerase II. The transcript has a single exon. NCBI's taxonomy places the organism in Eukaryota, Metazoa, Chordata, Lepidosauria, Squamata, Lacertidae. The record is from RefSeq and is a predicted model, not a curated record. Gene Ontology annotation, cellular component: nucleus. Gene Ontology annotation, molecular function: DNA-binding transcription factor activity, RNA polymerase II-specific; RNA polymerase II cis-regulatory region sequence-specific DNA binding. Bases 57 to 1340 code for a protein of 427 amino acids.